Molecule: messenger RNA, 1260 nt
Organism: Komagataella phaffii GS115
Lineage: Eukaryota; Fungi; Ascomycota; Pichiomycetes; Pichiales; Pichiaceae
Exons: 1
Coding region: 1-1260 (419 amino acids)
Biological process (GO): endocytosis; maintenance of cell polarity; exocytosis
Cellular component (GO): intracellular membrane-bounded organelle; cytosol; membrane
Molecular function (GO): oxysterol binding
Source: RefSeq, a predicted model, not a curated record
AUGUCGGUAGCUGGCAGCACCUCUUGGACUUCGUUUAUCAAAUCAAUCGCUUCAUACAAUGGAGACCUCUCCUCGCUUACGGCACCUCCAUUUAUCUUAUCUCCGGUCUCUUUAACGGAAUAUAGCGAGUAUUGGAGUGAACACACCGAUUUGUUGCUGGCUCCAAACUUCAUUGACUCCAAACGUCCCGAUGCUGCCCUUCAAAGGCAAGUUGCUGUCACCAAAUGGUUUAUUUCAACAUUGAGAAGUCAAUACUGCUCAAGAAACGAGACAAUGGGGACUGAAAAGAAACCUUUAAAUCCAUUCCUGGGAGAGGUAUUUGUAGGUAAAUGGCCUGACAACACCAGAGAUAGCAGAUUGGGAGAAACAAUACUCUUAUCGGAGCAGGUGAGCCAUCAUCCUCCGGUUACUGCCUACUCAAUUAUCAACGACAAGAAUAAAACACUGUUACAAGGUUAUAACCGAAUCAAGGCUUCCAUGAGCCCAACUUCCCUAAGUGUGAAGCAAUUCGGCCAUGCCCUGAUUCAAUAUGACAAUUUAAAUGAACAAUACUUGGUAACACUACCUCCCCUACAUAUCGAAGGAAUCAUUGUUGCAAACCCUUUUGUUGAACUGGAAGGAAAAUCUUACAUUCAAUCGUCCAAUGGGUACAUUACUGUCAUCGAGUACUCAGGUAGGGGAUAUUUUUCCGGAAAAAAGAACACUUUCAAGGCCAGAAUCUACAAGGACUCUGCUAGUUCUAAGGUGAAAGAAAAUGCGAUAUACACAAUUUCCGGUCAAUGGUCCAACACCUCCUACAUAAGAGAAGGGUCUUCUACUCCUUCUUCAAAGGACAAAUUAUUUUUUGAUUCUACUAAGACUCCAUCCCAAAAGUUGCAAGUUAAACCUUUAGAAGAGCAACAUCCUUUAGAAUCUCGUAAAGCCUGGUCUAAGGUUGCAGAAGCUGUUAAAUCUGGUGACUACGAUCUCAUACACACUGAAAAGUCCAAGAUUGAAAACUACCAGAGAGAACUCCGAAAGGCAGAGCUUGAUGGAGGUCACAACUGGGGUACACGUUGGUUUAAAGAAAUUGACCUUGACAAUCCAUCUACUGUUGGUUCGGAAGAUCCAUUAGUAAAACUGGCUGAUUUGGCUAACUUGUCUACAAAGAAUGUUGUCAGUGGUUCAACUAGGAAUGACAAGGAUGAUAAACCUGCAGACUCCAAACACUGGAGAUUUGUUCGUGAAUUAUACGAUAAAGAGACAGAGAUUAAAAUAUAG